UGUUAACAACGACGUCACACUGAUAGAUGCAUCUCUCCAUUAAUAAGUCACGACGUAGAGUCAUCUAAACACAAUGAUCUAACUAAGGUUCAAUUCUAUCAAAUAAUUACAAGUGCCAAAAAUGAACGUGGAAAACAAGUGUAUUCCUUACAGCUACAGUAUACGAAGAUUCUCGCGAUAAGCAUACCAAAAAGCUACACGAGUACAUCGCAAAAUAAUAACAAAUUGGCUGAUUAUUCAAGAUGAGUGCUAAAACAAUGAGUGCUAUCGCUGAGGAUUACUUUUACAGUAUCAAUCCACUGGCUAAGAGAAUUGGUGAAGAUAUUUCUGCUUCAAAAGAUUCCUUCGAGGAUCUUUGGAGUACAUGUAUUGAGGCAAGGAAUAAGGCUAUUGAUGAGGCUAUUAUUAAGCCAGAAGUGGCUUUAAAAUAUGCUUCCGACAGCUUAGAAUAUACCAAAGAUUAUCCAGAGUGUUAUCCAAAACUCAGGAUACAAACUGGCAUGAAGUAUAUGUACGAUGAGACUGGCCUGACUCUACGCUUUAAAGAUGAACACUCUGCUCCAUUCUCUUUCAUGACCCAAUCUCAGAUGAAUCUUGAUUGUCUGGGUCAAACUAGUGAUAUAAAUACCAAGGUAAUAAGCAGCUUCAUGUCUGAUGCAUCUCACUUCAAGAAUAAAUGUACUAUUAGAGAUGAAUCCUUAGAGGAUAACUACAGUCCACCAUCGAGCCAGACUAGUUUCUAUCAAACUGAAAAUUAUUCUGACACAAUAUUUUCAACUGAAGACCGUAGCAGUACUCUUCUUAGCAGUUGUGUAGAUAGUGAACCAUCUGAAGGUAUAUUUGCCAAAUUGAUUAACAAAACUUCAUUAUUAAAAAUUCAAAAUACUACGGAUGAUGACAUGGAGAAUUUAGUGCCACAAAAGAGGUUGUCAAUAAAUUCAAAAGUAGAUGAUGAUAAAAGUCAAAUGAAUAUUAGUUUUGGAACCCAUUUAAAAUCAGAGGAUAUUGAGUCAACUGCAUUACUUGAUACACCUAGUUCAUAUAGCAGUUAUCAAUCAUCACAGCUUAAUCAAGAAUCUGAAAUCCCAAAAACUGGUUUCGAGUUUCUAGAUAACUGGUAAUAUUCAUAUGAUUGGUACUUUUUACUUUUAUUAGACAUUUUACAAUGUCUCAAUAGCAUUUUUUUACAAUUAAUAUUUAUACUUACAUUAAGAAUGAAGUUGAUGUUGUUUGGGAAAAAGGUGCUUGUCUCGUGUGCCUUUCCAUCCUUGCUUUGCAUGGUCAUAAACCUCAUACAAGACAAAAAUCUACUUUUCCGCACUAGUUAGGUAAUGUACUAAUUUAUCGGGGGAGGUCGUAGGUUAACAUAAAAUACUUAUAGUUAACAACGCUUACCGACAUACCUUGAAUAUUACAUUAUUCCCAUUCAGUUUGAAUUUAUCGUAAAUAGCUCAGUCAUAUCCACCAUUUUUUAAGUUAAUCUGAGUGGAGCAUAAUUGAAAUGUUAACAAAAAAUUCAAAACUGAAAUAGAAUAAUGUAAUAUUCGGAGGUAAGUUAAGUUAUGUUCCUGUAAUUUGGCUACUACACCCCCUAUUCUAAUUAUCGAAUAGUGCAUUACGAUAUAAGUGUGAGAAAGGCCACACGAGACGAUAAACUGUUUCCUGAACAUGUAUCGUACAGUAUUUUUUAAUAAGUUUAAGUUCGUUCUUGAACUCACGUUUUUGGUCUAGCGUGCGGAAAGUACGUGUUUUCCGCAUGGAGUGUCGAAAUGGUACAUCAACUUUUAUGUAUGUACGUACAUGCACAUGUGUGAUUUUACCAAAUUGAGUAAUAUCUAAGAUUUAUUAUUACAUAAUUGAGAAUAGUAUUUAUUAAUUAUUGAGUCAUAAUUGAUAAAUAGUUUCAUAAGGUGCACAUUAUAUUAUACAUAUUGAGCAUUGAAUAUAGUGAAGAAAAUAUUAAAAAAUAAAAUCUAUUACUGAUAUAAUCUAUUAUAAUAUAAUAAGUAUGUAAUUAUGUAAUACGCAGUAAAGCUUAUAAAGCUUAGUUUAGAGUCUUUAUCAGCAUGUAUUAAAUAAUAAUUUACGAUGAAAACCUGACCAUCAUUGAUAAAAAGACUGCAAUAUAUCCUCAUUAGGCUAUUGACUAUUAAGACUGUAAUUACAUGACUUCCGCCACUUUUAUAUCAGAACUUUAUCAAAAUAGUACAAAAUGAUAUAAAACUUGUAAUCAUGUUAGUAGACUAUAUUAACAUAAAUUUUGGCAAUUAAAUUUUAACGAUCGAACAAAUUUUUUAAUGUUUUUUAUGACAAAACUUAACAUUUGUAAAAAUCUAUAUUUAUAUCUUUAUAUAUGAAAUAAAAUC
Molecule: messenger RNA, 2366 nt
Organism: Phymastichus coffea
Lineage: Eukaryota; Metazoa; Arthropoda; Insecta; Hymenoptera; Eulophidae
Exons: 2
Coding region: 243-1121 (292 amino acids)
Source: RefSeq, a predicted model, not a curated record